Molecule: messenger RNA, 1886 nt
Organism: Olea europaea var. sylvestris
Lineage: Eukaryota; Viridiplantae; Streptophyta; Magnoliopsida; Lamiales; Oleaceae
Product: 5'-3' exoribonuclease-like
Exons: 5
Coding region: 222-1550 (442 amino acids)
Molecular function (GO): 5'-3' RNA exonuclease activity; 5'-3' DNA exonuclease activity
Source: RefSeq, a predicted model, not a curated record
UUUCAUGGUAAAUUGAGGAGAAGAAAAAGAAAAUCCCCAGAUCUCUCCAAUUUCUAGGAUUAUUUAUACGCAAAACGCUUAGAUAUAUACACUACAACACUAUACAUAGACCCUAACGCUUGACCUCAACAGGUUAAAAAGCUAACAUUUGUUUCGUCUUCUUCAUUUUUUUCCUGCGUCUUAGCCGAGGCCUCAUUUAUUUCCUUUUUCUCUCAAAAUCAAUGAUGGCUGAUAAAGAAAGCCCCAAAAAGCCAAUUGUUAAUAACAGCAAUAAUAAUUCUAAGAAAAAGAAGAAAAAGAAGAGAGGCGGUUCCAAGAGGAAAAUGACCCUUGAACAGACAGUGGCAUACAAAUCAGUCAGCGAAUGGGUUUUCUUGGACAGGUCUAAUGAUAAUAUCAAUAAUUCAAUGGGUGUUUUCGAUUCAGUUUUGGAUGAUUUUGGGGUUCAAUGCUACCAACCAAAGGAAAAGCUUGUCUUUGAAUUUCACUGUCACACAACAUGCAGUGAUGGAUUCUUGUCUCCUUCCAAGCUUGUAGAGAGAGCUCAUCAAAAUGGGGUCAAAGUACUUGCUUUAACGGAUCAUGAUACGAUGUCUGGCAUCCCGGAGGCCCUGGAAGCAGCACGCAAAUUUGGCAUCAAGAUUAUUCCCGGUGUUGAAGUUAGUACAAUGUUCUCUGCAAGAGGAGAGUCAGGACCAAAAGAACCUGUUCACAUUCUUGCAUAUUACAGCAGCUGCGGGCCAAAAAAUGCCGAAGCAUUGGAAAAGUUUUUAUGUAAUAUUAGAGAUGGACGCUUCAUCCGUGCAAAAAACAUGAUCUCAAAACUGAACAAGCUCAAAAUGCCUCUUAAAUGGGAAAAUGUAAUCAAGAUUGCAGGAAAGGGUGUUGCUCCUGGGAGGCUUCAUGUUGCUCGUGCUAUGCUUGAAGCUGGCCAUGUAGAAAAUCUAAAACAGGCUUUUAACCAAUAUCUUUAUGAUGGUGGACCUGCAUAUUCUAUGGGAAGUGAACCAGUGUCUGAGGAAGCAUUGGAAUUGAUACGUGAAACAGGAGGUAUUGCAGUGUUGGCACAUCCAUGGGCACUGAAGAAUCCUGCCACCAUCAUCAGAAGACUGAAGGAAGCAGGCCUACACGGGUUAGAGGCUUACAGAAGUGAUGGAAAACUAGAAGUAUACAGUGAUAUAGCUGAUGCACAAAACCUUUUGAAACUUGGAGGGUCGGAUUACCAUGGGCGAAGUGGUCAGCACGAGUCCGAGGUGGGAAGUGUGAGUCUUCCAGUGAUGGUGGUGCACGAGUUCCUUAAGUUGGCUCGACCAAUAUGGUGCAAUGCCAUCAAAGAAAUCCUAGAAACUUAUGUCAAAGACCCCUCUGACUCAAAUUUGCAACUUAUCACGAGAUUUGGAUGGACGAAGGUUUCAAGGGGUAUUUCACCUUUCAAGUGCACCAAAGAGUUCAUAAAGCAAUGUUUAUCAACGUGGUUGUCGAAGGAAGAAAGAGAGAGCGCAGAGUUUGAGGCCAUCAAGUUGGAGCUUUGCCAUAUUUCAAUCAGUUGAACAGAGUUGGAGGCUCGUGCAGCAAAUAGUUUCUCCUGAGUUUCGUCUUUGUUCGUGUUCAUCCCAUACAUCAAGGGUGCAAGAAGAUUAAAUUCAUUGAUACAUUUGAUGGCAACUCCCGAUUCAGAGUUUUCAGUGUACUGCGUUACUUUUCGACACUUUCACAUAGGUUUUUUUAUUAUUUAUUUUAUCAAAAAACUGAAAAUUUUGUUCAUUGUCAUGUAUUUAAUCCCUCUUCAGAUUCAAAAAAUCACCCAGAAUUUGAAGUGUUGAUGGAUAAGUAACAUUAGUUUGUUUAUGUUUAAAGUUUAUCAAUAAAAAUACUAUUGAUUUAAA